Messenger RNA from Didymella exigua CBS 183.55, 654 nucleotides. RefSeq lists its product as uncharacterized. Gene Ontology annotation, molecular function: S-adenosylmethionine-dependent methyltransferase activity. The coding region runs from base 1 to 654 and encodes 217 amino acids. The transcript is spliced from 3 exons. NCBI's taxonomy places the organism in Eukaryota, Fungi, Ascomycota, Dothideomycetes, Pleosporales, Didymellaceae. The record is from RefSeq and is a predicted model, not a curated record.
AUGUCGUCAUCAAAGGAGGCGCAGGCGCUGACCCGCUCAGAGUUCUGGGAUGACCGGUAUGCGAAGGCUGAUGGGGAUAAGCCGACGCAUGAGUGGUUUCGCGCUUUUGAUGCGCUGGAGCCUUUUUUUGAGAAGCAUCUUUUCAGCGUAAGGGGAGCUGAGGGGAAAGGCCAGAGGGUGCUGCAUUUGGGGAGUGGGGAUAGUACCGUUCCAUACGACCUUCUAGAGCGGGGCUACACAAACCAACUCUGCAUAGACUUUUCUACAGUAGUAGUCGAUUGCAUGAAGUCACAACACACUGACAAGCCGCAAGUAGAAUGGAAAGUUGGUGACGUGCGGGACAUGACUGGAAUUGAUACCAAAUCUGUGGAUAUUGCUUUCGACAAGGGUACGCUGGAUGCUAUGAUAUACGGCAGUCCGUGGAGUCCGCCUGAGGAAGUCUUAGAGAAUAGUGGGAGGUAUAUUAAUGAGGUUUUGAGGGUCCUGAAAGACGACGGUGUGUUUCUUUAUAUCACAUACCGGCAACCGCAUUUUAUCAAGCCGAUUUUGAAUCGGGCAAAUGAGUGGGAUCUGGGUAUGGAAGUCAUGGGUGAUGGGGAUAGUUUCGAGUACUUUGGCUUCGUUCUCAAGAAACACAUCUCAGCUGCAAACUAG